AUGGUGGGAGACCGCAUCAAGUUCUUCCGGCACACGGGGGCUGUCCAACGACUCUUGGCCCUGAAAUACAGCGACAUCUACCCAAGGGGUUUUUUGGAGGAGUUAGCAUUGUCGAUCCGCCUGUUCUUCCCGGUAGAGGGUGUCAGGACGCGUCGACGAACAAGGAGAAUCGAGCAGAAGCACGAGGUAGACCUUGAGGUAGGGCUGCGCGAUGAGUUGCUGGAGAGAAGGCUCGAGAAUUACCCAUACUUUGGAGACAAGCUUAGAGUCAUUUGGCGCAACUACGACCGAUCGGAGCCUCGGCGUCUGAAGCAGUGGUGGUUUGAUCGCAGAAGGAAAUAUCAGUGGGUAGGUCUGGUAGUCGCCAUCGUGAGCUUCGUUGUCACUGCCAUCUUUACCAUCAUCUCGGCAGUGACAGGCAUCGUCGAUGUCUGGCAGGAGUCAAGGCUCUGA
Cyphellophora europaea CBS 101466 is the source of this 453-nucleotide messenger RNA. RefSeq lists its product as uncharacterized. NCBI's taxonomy places the organism in Eukaryota, Fungi, Ascomycota, Eurotiomycetes, Chaetothyriales, Cyphellophoraceae. The coding region runs from base 1 to 453 and encodes 150 amino acids. The transcript is spliced from 2 exons. The record is from RefSeq and is a predicted model, not a curated record.